AUGUCAUACGCUUAUCUCUUCAAGUACAUCAUCAUCGGCGACACUGGAGUAGGGAAAUCGUGCCUGUUGCUGCAAUUCACGGACAAGAGAUUCCAGCCAGUGCAUGACCUCACCAUUGGUGUCGAAUUUGGGGCUCGUAUGAUCACUAUUGACAACAAGCCUAUCAAGCUUCAAAUUUGGGACACAGCGGGUCAAGAAUCCUUUAGAUCUAUCACCAGGUCUUAUUACAGAGGUGCUGCUGGCGCUUUGCUUGUCUAUGAUAUUACCAGGAGGGAAACUUUUAAUCACUUGGCUAGCUGGCUGGAGGAUGCAAGGCAGCAUGCCAAUGCAAACAUGACCAUUAUGCUCAUUGGUAAUAAAUGUGAUCUUGCUCAUAGAAGGGCCGUCAGCACUGAAGAAGGUGAACAGUUUGCAAAGGAACAUGGCUUGAUCUUCAUGGAGGCCUCUGCCAAAACUGCUCAGAAUGUCGAGGAGGCUUUUAUUAAAACAGCUGCAACAAUAUAUAAGAAGAUUCUGGAUGGAGUUUUUGAUGUAUCAAACGAGUCUUACGGGAUAAAAGUUGGAUAUGGAGGAAUUCCGGGGCCAUCAGGAGGCAGGGAUGGCGUUUCUACUCAAGGUGGAGGCUGUUGCAAUUGA
Messenger RNA from Dovyalis caffra, 636 nucleotides. The record is from the annotation of a GenBank genome assembly. NCBI's taxonomy places the organism in Eukaryota, Viridiplantae, Streptophyta, Magnoliopsida, Malpighiales, Salicaceae.